Penaeus chinensis is the source of this 539-nucleotide messenger RNA. Its product is annotated as cuticle protein AMP4-like. The transcript has 2 exons. NCBI's taxonomy places the organism in Eukaryota, Metazoa, Arthropoda, Malacostraca, Decapoda, Penaeidae. Bases 16 to 450 code for a protein of 144 amino acids. The record is from RefSeq and is a predicted model, not a curated record. Gene Ontology annotation, molecular function: structural constituent of chitin-based larval cuticle. Gene Ontology annotation, cellular component: chitin-based extracellular matrix.
UUACUCUUGGUAGGUAUGUGGAAAAUCAGUGUUACAAGUCAUGUGAAUGUGUUCGCUCUUCUUCAGCUGGUUCUCGUCGCCCUCGUUGCCGUGGCAGCCGCCGCCCCGCAGCAGCAGCCGCCCGUCGCCAUCCUCCUGGACGAGCGCGUCUCUCCUGAGAAUGGCGCUUACUCCUUCCAAUUCCAGGCAGAUAACGGCAUUGUGCAAAGCGAGACUGGAACACCAGGUUCUCAAGGCCAGACAAAUGUGCAAGGAGUUUUCAGUUUCCCCCUGGAAGACGGCAGCAUCGCCGAAGUCCGGUACCAAGCUGACGAGAACGGCUUCCAGGCCCAGUCCCCUCUGCUGCCCGUCGCCCCCGAGUUCCCUCACCCCAUCCCGCAGUUCGUCCUCGACCAGAUCGCCUUCGCCGAGGAGCAGGAUCGCCUCGAAGCUCAGCUUCAGUUUCAGUGAAGCUUUUGAUAUCACCCGAUCGCAGGAGGUUCUGAGCCUCUUAGCAUAGUAUUAUGUGAAUAACUGAUUACAAUAAAAAAGAUAAUUUC